Labrus bergylta (ballan wrasse) is the source of this 3312-nucleotide messenger RNA. It is a transcript of the gene ankrd28a, whose product is annotated as serine/threonine-protein phosphatase 6 regulatory ankyrin repeat subunit A. Gene Ontology annotation, biological process: protein localization to ciliary inversin compartment. Gene Ontology annotation, cellular component: ciliary inversin compartment. Lineage: Eukaryota; Metazoa; Chordata; Actinopteri; Labriformes; Labridae. Gene Ontology annotation, molecular function: protein binding. The record is from RefSeq and is a predicted model, not a curated record.
AGGAAGGAAGAGAGGGGACGCUGCACCGUUUGACUCCAGCUCCGGAUUAGUCCAUCCUCAUCCAGUUUUUCUCCCGGCUAAUUCACAGUAACUCCCGGGCGAGUUAAACUGCUUCCCUUUGUUUUUUACUCAGGGAAUAUGGCUGUGUUGAGGAUACAAGACCAGCCGUCUCUGUUACGAGCCAUCUUCAACCUGGAACCAGAUGAAGUCCGCUCACUCAUAUUUAAAAAAGAGGAUGUCAAUAUUCAGGACAAUGAAAAGCGGACGCCUCUGCACGCUGCAGCCUACCUGGGAGACGCUGAGAUCAUUGAACUGCUCAUCCUCUCAGGAGCCCGAGUUAAUGCCAAAGACAACAAGUGGUUGACUCCUCUUCACCGAGCUGUCGCCUCUUGUAGUGAGGAUGCAGUGGCAGUGCUGCUGAAGCACAGUGCAGAUGUUAACGCCCGGGACAAGAACUGGCAGACGCCGCUCCACGUUGCAGCUAGCAACAAAGCAGUGCGCUGUGCAGAGGCUUUGGUCCCGCUGCUUAGCAACGUCAACGUGUCUGACCGGGCGGGGCGCACUGCCCUUCACCAUGCUGCCUUCAGUGGACAUGUAGAGAUGGUGAAGCUGCUACUGUCUAGAGGAGCCAACAUUAAUGCAUUUGACAAAAAGGACCGGAGAGCCAUCCACUGGGGGGCCUACAUGGGUCACCUGGAGGUUGUGAAAUUAUUGGUAUCCAGCGGAGCAGAGGUUGACUGUAAAGAUAAGAAAGCCUACACGCCGCUACACGCAGCCGCCUCAAGUGGCAUGAGCAGUACAGUGCACUUCCUGCUGAGCCUUGGAGUCCAUGUCAACGAGGCAAACACCUACGGUAACACCCCACUCCAUUUAGCCUGCUACAAUGGACAGGAUGUGGUGGUCAGUGAGCUUAUAGAUGCAGGAGCCCAUGUCAACCAGGUGAAUGAGAGGGGCUUUUCUGCUCUCCACUUUGCCUCCUCCUCACGCCAGGGGGCGCUGUGCCAGGAGCUGCUGUUGGCUCACGGAGCUCACAUCAACAUGCGGAGUAAGGAUGGUAAGACCCCCCUCCACAUGGCAGCUACCCAUGGAAGGUUCUCCUGCUCUCAGGCUCUAAUUCAAAAUGGAGCUGAGAUUGAUUGUGAGGACAAGGGCAGAAACACUGCACUUCACAUCGCUGCUCGCUAUGGCCAUGAGCUCAUCAUCACAGCACUCAUCAAACAUGGAGCCAACACCGCCAAGAGAGGCAUUCAUGGGAUGUUCCCUCUACACCUGGCAGCUCUCAGCGGCUUCUCAGAUUGCUGCAGGAAGCUGCUGUCCUCAGGGUUUGACAUAGACACCCCUGACGACUUUGGAAGGACCUGUCUACAUGCUGCUGCAGCUGGAGGGAACCUGGAGUGUCUGAACUUGCUGUUAAACAUUGGAGCUGACUUUAACAGAAAAGACAACUUUGGCAGGACUCCACUUCACUACGCAUCAGCAAACUGUAACUAUCAGUGUGUGUUUGCCUUGGUGGGCUCCGGGGCUAGUGUCAAUGAGCGGGACCAGAGAGGCUGCAGCUCCCUGCACUAUGCAGCUGCAGCCGACACAGAGGGAAAGUGUGUGGAGUACUUGUUGAGGAAUGAUGCUGAUCCAGGAUCGAGAGACAGACAGGGUUACAGUGCAGUGCACUAUGCCUCAGCCUACGGACGCACACUCUGCCUGGAACUGAUGUCAAGUGAGACUCCUCUUGAUGUGUUAAUGGAGACAUCAGGUACAGACAUCCUGGGUGACUCAGAGAGUCAGGCCCCCGUCAGUCCACUCCACCUGGCAGCUUACCACGGACACUGUGGAGCUUUAGAGGUUCUCUUGUCGUCUCUGCUGGAGGUGGAUGUUUGCAGCCCAGAGGGCCGGACCCCCCUCAGCCUGGCCUGCUCCAGGGGACACCAGGAGUGCGUCUCUCUGCUGCUUCACCACAGCUCCUCACCCAUGACCCGUGACUACACACACAAAAAGACAGCUCUACAUGCUGCAGCUAUGAAUGGCCACCCAGAGUGCCUGCGUCUGCUCAUGAGCAACAACCAACACAUUAAUGUGGACGCACAAGACACCGAUGGACAGACACCGUUAAUGUUGGCUGUACUUAAUGGGCAUACAGAGUGUGUGUACUCGCUACUCAGUCAAGGAGCCAGUGUAGAGAAUCAGGACCGCUGGGGGAGGACGGCACUACAUCGAGGGGCUGUGACUGGCCAGGACGAGUGUGUAGAGGCCCUUCUACAGCGGGGUGCCAGUGUGUGUGUCGGAGACAUAAGGGGCCGUUCCCCUCUUCACCUGGCAUCCGCCUGUGGCCGGGUGGGUGCACUGGGUGCUCUUCUGCAAGCCACGAACACCUCACACGCUCACACACAUCUCACCGACAACCAGGGCUACACACCACUACACUGGGCCUGCUACAACGGAUAUGAUGCCUGUGUGGAGGUUUUGCUAGACCAAGAUGUUUUCAAGAAGAUGAAAGGAAACUCCUUCAGUCCGCUGCACUGUGCUGUUAUGAAUGAUAACGAGGGAGUGGCGGAGAUGUUAAUCGACUCACUGGGAACAAUUGUUGUCAACGCAACUGACUCCAAGGGCAGGACCCCGCUCCACGCUGCAGCUUUUUCCGACCACGUGGAGUGUGUUUCCCUGCUGCUGAGCCACGGAGCGCAGGCAAACGUAGUGGACACACACUUGCGGAGGACACCUCUUAUGAUGGCAGCUCUUAACGGACAAACCAACACUGUGGAGGUGUUGGUGAGCAGUGCUAAAGCUGACUUGACACUACAGGAUGCACAAAGGGACACAUCAUUACAUCUUGCUUGCAGCAAGGGUCAUGAGACGAGUGCCUUGCUGAUUCUGGAGAAGAUCAGUGACAGGAACGUCAUCAACUGCACCAACACUGCUCUCCAGACGCCUCUGCAUGUGGCAGCCAAGAAGGGUCUGACAGUGGUGGUCCAAGAGCUGCUGGGGAAAGGAGCUAGUGUGUUAGCAGUGGAUGAGAACGGUUACACUCCAGCUCUGGCCUGUGCUCCGAACCGUGACGUGGCAGACUGCUUGGCGCUCAUCCUCAACUCCAUGAUGCCUGCCUCCCCUAUGGUCACCAUAGCAGCUCUACCUGCACUUUCUCUUACUCAGACAGUCAUCAACAACCACCCCACUAAUAACCACGUCUCCAAAGGUGUUGCCUUUGAUACCCUGCCCCCUUUGAGGCCUGACCAUACCUCCUAUUGUAGGCCGGAGCACCCGCUGUCCUCUGUCUCUGCAGACGAUGAACUGAAUGACUCUGAUUCUGAGACGUACUGA